Messenger RNA from Strongylus vulgaris, 516 nucleotides. The record is from the annotation of a GenBank genome assembly. Lineage: Eukaryota; Metazoa; Nematoda; Chromadorea; Rhabditida; Strongylidae.
AUGAGUGAUGACCUACCGCAGGACAUCCGAAAGAUCAUUGCAGCACAGUCCGAUUCUACUAAUCUGCCAAAGUCGCUCAUCCUGCCCGUUCUGCCAAAAAUCGCAGCUUCUUCUGCCAGAAGUGGUGCCGUUGCUAAAGUGAAAGCGGAAAGCUUGUCUUCUUCUACUUCAGAGCUUUCAACACUUCCUCGUCUUACUGAUGGUAUUGAGAAUAUGGGUCUGAUUACCCCCUCGCGCACUAAGCCGAUUCUCGUAACUGGGAACUAUGAGUUGAAACACACCAUUAUUCCGGACCACGCGCUCCUUGGCUCGGCCAGGUCUACCGCCCGUGACAAUGGCGGCGGAAGUAUUGGAGCUGACGAGUUCGCAACAAAGAACGAUUUUGAUAAGACUUUUGUCAUCCGAAAAGAAAAGCCUAUAUCUGAGGAUUCCAUCUCGCAAGUUGAUCUCAAGUUCGCCACUAUUCCAAACUCUCUUCCAGGUGUGUCAUCUUGCCAAGGGCAUUAUGUUCUAUAG